Cottoperca gobio is the source of this 1571-nucleotide messenger RNA. It is a transcript of the gene dhrs11a, whose product is annotated as dehydrogenase/reductase 11a. Bases 277 to 1044 code for a protein of 255 amino acids. The record is from RefSeq and is a predicted model, not a curated record. NCBI's taxonomy places the organism in Eukaryota, Metazoa, Chordata, Actinopteri, Perciformes, Bovichtidae. The transcript has 7 exons.
AGUAGGAGGUGAUGUGAACCAAACAUUUACUCACGCCAGGGCUCUUCAUAUUUCAUCCAGAGGAGCGCAUGAAUCCGGGCUCAGGCACACUGCCCGCCGCUGUCCUGGAUGCUGCACAGACUGAGACAGGAGGCUACAGCUGCUGCAUCCCUCACUUUGUAAAUAUCGUACAUAAUACAAAUAGCUGCGACUGUGACAGCUUGAACUAAGCAGACAGAGGAACAGCACAGGAGCUGUUGUUUCGUGUACAGUGCCGGUGUAGACAGUACUGUGGAGAUGGAGCGGUGGAAAGGCAGAGUGGCCCUGGUGACCGGAGCCUCGGUGGGCAUUGGAGCGGCUGUUGCCCGGGCACUGGUCCAGCAAGGCAUGAGGGUUGUCGGCUGUGCCAGAAAUGUCGACAAAAUAGAGAAGCUGGCUGCAGAAUGUCAGAGUGCAGGCUACAGUGGCACGCUGAUCCCUUACAAGUGUGACCUGUCCAACGAGGAGGAGAUCCUUUCCAUGUUUUCAGCGAUCAAGACGCUACACAAGGGCGUGGACGUAUGCAUCAACAAUGCCGGAUUGGCCCACAAUGAGCCCUUGCUCAGUGGAAAGACAGAGGGCUGGAGGAACAUGAUCGACGUGAAUGUCUUAGCCUUGUCUAUCUGCACCCGUGAGGCAUACAAAUCAAUGAAGGAGAGGAAUGUGGACGAUGGCCACAUCAUCAAUAUUAACAGUAUGGGGGGGCAUCGAGUGGUGCAGAGUGCUGAUGAGCAUUUCUACUGUGCCACUAAAUACGCUGUGACUGCUUUGACUGAGGGCAUACGGCAAGAGCUUCGAGAAGCAAACACCCACAUCAGAGCCACAUGUAUAUCUCCUGGAAUAGUGGAGACUGAGUUUGCUUUCCGACACCACAACAGCGAUCCAGAGAAAGCGGCUGCAGUGUAUGAGAGUAUGAAAUGUUUGAAAGCAGAAGACAUAGCGAGUGCCGUCACAUAUGUCCUCAGUGCCCCUCCUCAUGUCCAGAUUGGAGAUCUGCAGAUGAGGCCAGUAGAGCAGGUGUCAUAGCAGUGAAACAGGAAGCUGCAGGUGGAGCAGAGAGACAGCAGCCAUGGUGACUUCUUAGCGACCUCUGCUGGGCACAUGUGGGGAAGGGGGAGGGAGUAUCAAAUCAACUACAGCUGUGUUGGAUCUGCAGGGAGGUGGUCAAAGAGGGCUGGAGCCUUAAGGAGGCUGUGCGAGGAAAUGAAGGGCGUGGACUUUGUAAAACCACUACAAAAAUACUACUGAAUGCAGCAACCUGGUAUUUGUGAAUUGUUGAGCCCAGUACUGAACUGAGCCGACUCCACACUACAGUAGGAACAAAUAACAAAGGAGAGAGUUGCUGCUGCUGUGCUAUGUGGUCAUCUGCACGACCGUCACUUCAGAGGGAAGAGUAUGCCAUUGAUUGCACAUGUUUUUGCUUUUUCUUUGCUUUUGUAGGUCAUAUGACAUAUCUUUUUGAAAUUACAUGGAAAGAGUAACUGCUGUUUAUAAGAAUUACAUUUUUUCUUUUUGUUUAAUUUGUUUUAUAAAUAUUUUAACUUUUGAUCAUA